AAUAAGUUGGGAGAGUUUUAAAGAGAGAAAAAAAAAACUGUUAGACGAAGCAUCGCGAUAUAGCAAUGAUCCUACUUUCGGUUAGUUCCUCUUCAUCAUCUCCCAUCGCCGCCGUCUUCUCCGUCGCGUUUCUUCUGAUCUACUUCUCUGAACCUACUCUUGCAGCUCCUUGCCCGAUCAAUGGGUUGCCAAUCGUGAGGAAUAUAAGUGAACUUCCUCAGGAUAACUAUGGAAGGCCAGGCCUUUCUCACAUGACUGUUGCUGGCUCUGUUUUGCACGGAAUGAAAGAGGUUGAGAUAUGGCUUCAAACGUUUGCUCCAGGUUCAGGGACACCGAUCCACAGGCACUCUUGUGAAGAGGUUUUCGUUGUCCUUAAAGGCAAUGGUACUCUGUAUCUCGCGGAAACACAUGGAAGUUUCCCUGGGAAACCAAUUGAGUUUCCAGUCUUUGCCAACGGUACUAUUCAUAUUCCCAUCAAUGAUGCUCAUCAGGUCAAGAACACUGGUCAAGAGGACCUGCAGGUGUUGGUUAUUAUAUCUCGGCCGCCCAUUAAAGUCUUUACCUACGAUGACUGGUUUAUGCCACACACUGCUGCGAGGUUGAAGUUCCCUUACUACUGGGAUGAGCAAUGCCUCCAAGAAUCACAGAAGGACGAGCUUUAAUAAAGAACAAAGUUACAUUUCUGUCAGCAUAUAUUUGCAGAAAGCUGUGAAGCUAUAAAGGAAUGAGAAUACUACUGCAACAUAGUUAUGUUCGAGUGUUUGUACGUUGGUCAUCGGGUAACACUUCCUGGAAAAAUCUCAAUCGUAUCUCCCUGAGCAACACGGUUCCAGCGGAAUGACUGCUUCUCGUAUAAAAUUUGUGUUUUGUGUAUAAAGAAGUGCCCUCCUUCAGGGAGAAGUAACUGACACCUCUGCUGCAUCUUCGCCAGCUCUGUCCUCAGUACUUCAACGUUAUCACUCGCGUUCACCUCCACAGGAAACUUGAUCGCAGGUGUGUCACUAACGGGAAAUGACAACACCAUCACUGUCGAAAGAUUCUUGGCCCGUUUCUUGCUGCUAUUCUCAGGCGAAUCUGGAAUGUUAAUCACGUGUCUGAUCGACCUCGUAGGUGUCUGGGUCUGAACCACUUGACUCACAGGCAAAUAUUGAUCGCUGAUCCUAUGUUCUUGGGUUGUACUCGCAGGCCAGUGACUUUGAAUGUUACUGAAAAGUUCUGUUGGCAAAGGAAGAUCCCCUCCGAAUGUGUUUGACGUAGAAGAUGGCCCACUUUGAAACAAUUCUUGAUUCUUGUCCUGUCUCGCCAUCGCAGACCCUGCCAGAGAUUGCUCCGGUUGAUCAAGCAUCUGAAAGAAGAUGCUCCUCUCCACCGCAGACCAAUCUUGAUACUCUCCGAGCGAAGCUUGAACCGACGUUGACUGAGCUAGAGAUUGCUCUGUUGGCUGAAGCAUUUGGUUGUUGUCCUCAUCGAACAAGAAGUCUCCAAAUAUGUUUGACGUAGAAGAUGAUGACUCUCUUUGAAGCCAAGCUUGAUGGACGUUGUUGUUUCUCCACGACGGUUCUGGAACACUAACGUUUCCUUCCGUUGCCGCAGGCCAUUCUUGAGUGCCGAAGACCUCAUCAAUUGACCAUGAUGGUACUAGAGAUUUCUCGAGUUGAUGAAGCACUUGAUGACCGUCGUUGCUCUUGUCCAUCACGUUCGAAUCUUGAUUCUUUUCAGGCGAAUCUUCAAUGUUAACCGACGUUGACGGAGCUGGAGAUUGCUGCAUUUGCUGAAGGAUUAGACUGAUGUUGUAACGUGAAAGGGGGAAGUAUAACUCGACACGAGAUUUUUUGACGAUCUUGCAUUGCGUGAGAGUAAGAGAGUCUCGAUCUGCAAAUAGAAGCUUGCCUUUGAAGAAGAUGGUUUGGUCGGAAACAGCGAUGCCUGUAGACUUUUUGAUCUCUUGUUUCAUCUCUAGAACUGUAGUCGAGGGAUCUAAUUCCAUGGAGAAUAGAAUGACAUUAUUGCGCUCGAAGAACACCUCCAUAACUGUAUCAGUGGUGGAGACUGGUGAAGAAAAGAGUCGAGAGCGAGGUAAGUGAUUUGACUUGCGACGCAAGUCAUUUAAUUUACCUUCUUUCGUUACACUAAUAUCGACCGUCCAUAUUUCGCCUUUGCUAAAAUGGUCCAACGGUCAAUUAAGCAUCUUUUGUGUACGAUAAAACUUGAAACGCAGUUUUUUUCUAAAUAGAGAUCUGACACAUAAGCCAAAGUA
Molecule: messenger RNA, 2257 nt
Organism: Brassica napus (rape)
Lineage: Eukaryota; Viridiplantae; Streptophyta; Magnoliopsida; Brassicales; Brassicaceae
Product: auxin-binding protein 1
Exons: 6
Coding region: 66-662 (198 amino acids)
Molecular function (GO): auxin binding
Source: RefSeq, a predicted model, not a curated record